AGGCGGAGUCGGCAGUCAAUAUUAAAACGGGCUUCACUGGAGGAUAAUUUUUGUCAUAUUAAAGUUCUUAAACUGCUCAACAAACGAUAUUAGCGUAUCGUACAUGUUUAAUUUGAGUGCUCCGGCGUGCAUACGAGUGCAACAAAACAAACCGUCCGCAAAGGUGUCCUCCUGUCCCCGACCUGUUGCAAAGUCCCUUCAUCAUGGCACUGGCUGGGGUGAGAGUUGUUGAGCUGGCGGGCCUGGCUCCAGCACCGUUCUGUGGUAUGAUCCUGGCAGACUUUGGGGCUAAGGUGAUCCGUGUGGACCGCACCAAGGUUGCCAUGGCUAUGGACACUCAAGCCCGCGGGAAACAAUCUGUGGCCAUCAACCUAAAGACACCAGAGGGUGUAGCCGUACUCAGGAAGCUCUGUGUCCAGUCUGAUGUGGUGCUGGAGCCCUACCGUAAAGGUGUGAUGGAGAAGCUGGGCCUCGGCCCACAGGAGCUGUUAAAGGAAAAUCCUCGUCUGAUCUACGCUCGCUUGACGGGGUAUGGACAGAGUGGAUCUUAUGCCACAGCAGCUGGACAUGACAUCAACUAUCUCGCCAUGUCAGGCCUUUUAUCCCGGCUGGGUCGUAGCGGAGAGAAGCCUUAUGCUCCGCUGAAUCUGGUAGCGGACUUUGCAGGUGGCGGUCUUACCUGUGCCAUGGGGAUAGUUCUGGCGCUGUUGGAAAGGACAAAGUCAGGGAAAGGACAGAUCAUUGAUGCUAGCAUGGUGGAAGGAGCAGCAUACGUGGGUUCAUUUGUAUGGAAAUCUCGUAGGAUUGGUAUGUGGGACCGCUCCAGAGGAGAGAACUUGCUGGACAGUGGAGCGCCCUUCUACGAUACCUACCAGACUUCAGAUGCAAAGUACAUGGCUGUGGGUGCCAUAGAGCCGCAGUUCUACAAACAGCUACUUAAAGGCUUAGAAUUGGACGCUGCAGGAUUACCUCCUCAGAUGAGCUUCACCGAUUGGCCAGAGCUUAGACGGAUCUUCACAGAACGUUUUGCCACAAAGACCCAGGCGGAUUGGUCAAAGAUUUUUGAUGGGACUGAUGCCUGUGUUACACCUGUGUUGUCUUUCGACCAGGUGAGCUCACACCCACAUAACCAGGAAAGAGGUUCUUUCAUCAAAGACCCCAGCGGAGAAGAAAGUCCCCGACCAGCUCCGGUUCUCUCUCGGACUCCUGCGGAGCCUUGCCUUGCUUCUGACCCUGUUAUUGGAGAACACACAGUUAAGGUUUUACAGGAGUACGGCUUUACAUCAGCACAGAUAGACCAGAUGCUAACAAAAGAGAUUGUAGAGUGUAAUGCUGUCAAGGCAAAGUUAUAAGGUCUAAACCUUAGUUGGAAAUCCAAACUUCACUAUAUCUUUUAGUGUUGAGAUUUUGGGAAGACCACAUGGAAGAGAUGGACCUUGAUAAGACCAAUUAUGAGUUGUACCAUAGAAAUAAUUGAUGUGGGCAAAAAACAAAACAAUAUGGAUCCAAAAUCAUCAUUUGUGAUUGAGUGAUUUAAAGUAAAACCUGCCAUUUAUAUUAUUUCUAACAACUGUACUAUAUAAGAAUCAAAGUAGAAAGGCAAAGUAGGAAAAGGAAGAAAUUAUUUUAUUUUCAUGAACAUUCAAACUGAGAAAUGUUGUGUAAGAAAGUGUGGAAUACUUCUCCAUCUCACCUAUUUGCAUUCAUUCUCUCAGGCCUGAGGUACCUGAUGUUCACAUAUCCCACCUUGAUAGGUUGAAGUGAAAGGCCAAAACUGUUUCACAUUCUCAGGGUACAUGGAUGCUGUUUGGGUUUGUCAGUUGGUUACAGUUGUCCGUUUGAAUAGCUGCCUCCUCUAUUUUAUUGCCACUGCUGCCCUCUGAAUGUUUGAGUUUAAAAGAUAAACAGUCUCAGUCAGUUUUCCAGCUCAGAGUCAACCUGGUUUCCACUCGCCAAAAGAGGUUUGUGUGCACAGCUUGAUAGAUCAACAACACUGAAAAUUGAGUAAAUACAGCAUUUAUUGUUUUGUUCCUCCUCCAGGGAGUGUUAGCCUCGUAAUGCCUGUGUGUCCACUGGAUCCGGCAGAUCUUCAGCAGCCAUGUUCCUAUAUAUUUAGAGUUAUUUUGCUGACAUUCUUUGGGUUUUACAUUACAUUACAGAUGCUUUGUGGCUGUACUUUUGUUGCCUCUAACUUUCUCUGUGAUCAGUAAUCAUUUUAACGUCAGUAUAGUCUAUCUCAUGGCACAGCUGUUGUCAUUACCCUCUGUUUUUGUUUAUUUUGUCUGGUGAUGUCUUGAUAAUAAAGUAAUUAUUUAAUCCA
Messenger RNA from Thunnus maccoyii (southern bluefin tuna), 2320 nucleotides. RefSeq names its product alpha-methylacyl-CoA racemase (gene amacr). NCBI's taxonomy places the organism in Eukaryota, Metazoa, Chordata, Actinopteri, Scombriformes, Scombridae. The record is from RefSeq and is a predicted model, not a curated record. Gene Ontology annotation, molecular function: alpha-methylacyl-CoA racemase activity. Gene Ontology annotation, biological process: bile acid metabolic process. The transcript has 7 exons. Gene Ontology annotation, cellular component: mitochondrion. Bases 204 to 1352 code for a protein of 382 amino acids.